AAAGUCUUUGAGUUCAGCUCAAGAUGAAUGGGGGCCUUUAUAAUUUUAUUCAGUGUAGUUUGUGAAUUAUUUUUGUUUGUAGGUGCUGUUGUUGUAGUGGAUAGUAUUGUUGUAACUUUUGUAUACUUGGACAUUAUUUGAUCUCAUUACUAUUUAUACAUUUAUAUUUAUGUUCAUGUGAACUGAAAGCACCGAUUUAUACCAAGGCAAAUUACUCGUGUAAAAAUCUACCUUGCAAUAAACCUGAUUCAGAUUCUGGAUGUGUUUUUUGCGGAUGUAGUUUGUAGGCGCUCUUGUUGUUGUGUGGAUGUGGUAGAUGUAGCGCCUGUUGUAUGGAGGCACUGCAGAGUUUUUCAGGCUGUGUUCAGGCUGUUGAAGGUCGGAGCGUCUCUGCUCCGAAGUGUCAGAUUACAGUCAGACGGUCCAAGGACACUGCAGCUGACACUGUCUGCAGCAUCUUAUUAAAGCUGCCAAACAGAGAACUGAGCUUGGAUAUCUGGAACACCAGAAAUACUAAACUAAUCCUAAUGGGAAAAUGCUGCUUUACAUAAAACACAAAAUAUUGACAAAUUUCUGGUUGAUUGUUUAAAUUUCUACAAAAAAGAAAUGUUUCAGUGACUCUGCUGUCAGAUGAAUGUAGUGGAGGUGAAUACUGAAGUACCUGGAGUUCACCUAAAUGAGUAAAUGUCCCUUACCCUCUGUGUGGGAAAUGGUUUUAUUAUUUAGGGUCUGAGCACGAAACAUGCGAGGUCCCUAUUGAAACUGAAGGUGGUUUUUUGUCCUUUUUUUUCUGCCUAAACACACUUGAAAACGCACCAAACUUUGCACAUAAUUCAGGCACGGUAAAAAAUUUCGUAUUUUAUGGAUUUUGCACAUGGGCGUGACAAAUUGGCUUGCUAGCGCUCCCCAACGGAGCAGCCCCCGGACAAAGUUUGACCUACAUGUAUGAAAUUUCUCUGAUACGUGUAUCAUGUCCACUUGUACAAAAAAGCCUCUUGGAGUGAUGCCCAACACCGAACAGAAAGUCGGGCAUUUUGGAUUUAAUGGUCAUUUUUGGCGAUUUACACACUUUGGAUCAACUUUUGCUGUGCAGUCUAAACCCCUUGAUGAUUAAAAGUUGUUGUACAAACGGUUAUUUUAUUAUUAGUCGGCCAAUUUGCCCGUAACGUGCUGUCAAAAAUCGCUGAUUCACCAUGAAACAGGAAGUUGAUACAACUUCAGUCUACAUGCUCACGUGUGCACCAGAUUUUAUAUAUAUAUGAGUCCCGCCCUGAAAACAUCUAUAUGCUAAUAUUCACUCAAAGUCAUAGUGCCAACUGCUGGCAACAGGAAAUAACAUGUUUUACGUUAUAAUGUACUACUCUGAGCAGGUUGGACCCUUAACACAUUGAUGAAGCUAUGUUGUAACUUAACUUAACUUGUGAGUUUGCAGUUAACAGCUUGGCGGUGGCAUGGCGGCAAAGUUAAACUCUUCGUCAUGACACAGGAAGUUGUUGUAACUUGACUACAUGCUCAGUACUCUGUACUUUAACAAACUCCUCCUAGAGAAUUGACCAGAUUUUCGCUGUCGAGACUAAUCUCACUGACGAUUAAGAGUUUUCGUGAAACGGCAUGCCGUAGCAUCCAAAAUUGAUGAUUCGCCAUGAAUGAGGAAGUUGUUGUAACUUCAGUGUACAUGCUCACAUCUGCAAAAAACUUUACGUGCUUGAUAACUGUCGCGCCCUGAACAUAUCGACUUGCCAAUAUUCAGUUAUAGUCACAGCGCCAAGUGCUAUGUAACGCCACAAAGGGGACACAGGAAGUGAUAAUUAACAACUUUCUGCAGCAUCCGAAGGGCGUGGCAAAUUCACAGCCGCACCGGCAGAACUCCAGAAUCUGCGAAUCUACGUGGCCGCCUCACACCUCAACGCGCUUCUCGUGCAGCUUUAGUUAUGUUUUUCUUCUAAUUAAUUAUUCAGAUGCUUCUGUCAGCUGGUCUGUCUGUGAUGUCAUCAGUGUUAGCCCUAGUGCUAACCUCGUAUCAGAUAAACAGCCAUGAUGAUGUUGUGGUGUUAUCAGGUGAAAACCAGAUGGUGUGAUUAGGGUAUACAUAACACGCACAUCCCAAUCCCACAAUGCAAUGCUCCCCAUUUUAUAGAUAAAUGAAAUGCGAUGAUCAAUAACUGGCUGAAAUCUGACUUUACUGCUCACUGAGUGAAUUAAUGAGUGAGUGAAUUAGUCCACUUGGUGUGAAUGAACCCGACAGGCUGCGACGGUGAGUCCGAUCAAACAGUCUCUGCAGACAAGGACAGGCGAGGUCUUUUUGUUGAUCCAAAACAAACAUCAAACCGAGGAAAUCCCAAAUCUGAUCCUGGAUCUGUUCCUGUGUCUGACAGUAGAGGCUGUGAAGCUGCUGUCUGAUCACACGUUGAUUAUAGAUCAGAGAUUCUCCAGUUAAACCAGUAAACAGGACAGGACUUCAGCUUUAUUUGUGUCAUACUCAAAAUGAUAAAGUGCUUUGAUUUAAUACAUUAAAAUGAAAAUGUUCGGGAAACCAUUUUAAAAUGUGAAAGAUCAAAACAGUUUUAUCUUUGUACUGAAGCUGUAACUGCUGCAGUAACCAUGCUAACGGUGUGUCUCCUCAGUGGUGGACCGGCAGGGCUGCGACCCCGCCACUCGUUUCCUGGUUCCUCCGCGGAGUGGCCACUGGGUGGCGCUGCUGCAGAGAGGAAACUGCACCUUCAAAGAGAAGAUCCUGAAGGCGGCCGCCUACAACGCCACGGCCGUCCUCAUCUACAACAACUCCACCGACAAGACGGUCAAGAUGGGACACGAAGGUACCGGUGACACAGUGGCGGUGAUGAUCACGGAGGCUUAUGGGAAGGAGAUCCUGGCUCACUUGGAGAGGAACCUGACAGUCCUGGUCUCUGUGGUGGUGGGUCAACGUGGUUCCACCAAAAACAUCAACCGAGGCUCUCUGGUCUUCGUCUCCAUCUCUUUCAUCGUCCUCAUGAUCAUCUCGUCGGCCUGGCUCAUCUUCUACUUCAUCCAGAAGAUCCGCUACACCAGCGCCCGUGAUCGCAGCCAGCGUCGUCUUGGUGAUGCAGCGAAGAAAGCAAUCGGCAAGUUGACCACGAGGACGGUGAAGAAAGGAGACAAGGAAACUGACCCAGAUUUUAACCACUGUGCAGUGUGCAUUGAGGCCUACCAGCUGAACGAUGUGGUUCGCAUUCUACCCUGCAAACAUGUCUUCCAUAAAGUGUGUGUGGACCCCUGGCUCAAUGAACACUGCACAUGUCCCAUGUGUAAACUCAACAUCCUCAAAGCUCUUGGCAUCAUGACCAGUCUUCCCUGUGUGGACAGCGUGGUGCUGGAUGUGGAGCGUCUGGGCAUCAGUCAGGCGUCCAGUAGCCAAAGGGCGCCACUAGGUGAUGGGAACCAGCCGCCCAUCAGCCUGGAGCCACUCAGCUCCCCCCACUCGGAGGCCACGCCCAGAACUCCUGCUGACAUCACCAUCGCCGUGACCAGUAAGAGCAUAAUCAUUAAGCAAUGUUACGCAGGCAUAAAGCACGUCACACUGUCGUGGAGCAACGUAACGUCACACUGUCGUGGAGCAACGUAACGUCACACUGUCGAGAGCAGCGUCACACUGUCGAGAGCAGCGUCACACUGUCGCAGAGCAGCGUCACACUGUCGCAGAGCAGCGUCACACUGUCGCAGAGCAGCGUCACACUGUCGCAGAGCAGCGUCACACUGUCGCAGAGCAGCGUCACACUGUCAAGCUGUCAUAGAGCAACGUUACACUGUGGUAGAGCAUACGACACUGUCGUAGAGCAGCGUUACACUGGUAGAGCAUACGACACUGUCGUAGAGCAGCGUUACACUGGUAGAGCAACGUUACACUGUCGUAGAGCAACGUUACACUGUCGUAGAGCAGCGUUACACUGUGGUAGAGCAGCGUUACACUGUGGUAGAGCAGCGUUACACUGUGGUAGAGCAGCGUUACACUGUGGUAGAGCAACGUUACACUGUGGUAGAGCAUACGACACUGUCAUAGAGCAGCGUUACACUGUCAAGCUGUGGUAGAGCAGCGUUGCACUGUGGUAGAGCGGCGUUGCACUGUGGUAGAGCGGCGUUACACUGUGGUAGAGCAGCGUUACACUGUCGUAGAGCAGCGU
Molecule: messenger RNA, 4157 nt
Organism: Micropterus dolomieu (smallmouth bass)
Lineage: Eukaryota; Metazoa; Chordata; Actinopteri; Centrarchiformes; Centrarchidae
Product: E3 ubiquitin-protein ligase RNF130-like
Exons: 6
Coding region: 2804-3601 (265 amino acids)
Source: RefSeq, a predicted model, not a curated record